GGUGCUUCCGCCUCUCUGUGGAGGCGGCUUGUUGUUGUGCGGGCCAAGAUGGCGGCACAGGCGGCGGCUGCGGCGCAGGCGGCGGCUGCAGCUCAGGCUGCCGCCGCACAGGCCGCACAGGCCGAGGCAGCCGAGUCGUGGUAUCUGGCUCUCCUGGGUUUCGCCGAGCACUUCCGAACAUCUAGCCCGCCCAAGAUCCGCUUGUGCGUUCAUUGCCUGCAGGCCGUGUUCCCCUUCAAGCCGCCUCAGCGGAUCGAGGCCCGGACGCACCUGCAGCUCGGCUCGGUGCUUUACCACCACACGAAGAACAGCGAGCAGGCGCGCAGCCACCUGGAGAAGGCGUGGUUGAUAUCACAGCAAAUCCCACAGUUUGAAGAUGUUAAAUUUGAGGCAGCAAGCCUGUUGUCAGAGCUGUAUUGUCAAGAGAACUCCGUGGAUGCAGCAAAACCACUGCUGCGGAAAGCCAUCCAGAUCUCACAACAGACGCCAUACUGGCACUGUCGCCUGCUCUUCCAGCUCGCUCAACUGCACACACUGGAGAAGGACCUGGUAUCCGCCUGUGACCUCCUAGGCGUGGGGGCUGAGUAUGCCCGAGUGGUGGGAUCUGAAUAUACAAGGGCAUUAUUCCUGCUCAGCAAGGGGAUGGUUUCAGGUGGUAGAUGUGCUAUUGAGAAAGCCUGCUGUGGAGCCACCUGUACCCUAGUUUCUUUGUUGUUUCCAGCUUUGUUUGAUUUGUUUGAGCUGCUGUUGAUGGAGCGCAAACUGCAAGAGGUGCACCCACUGCUCACACUGUGUGGGCAGAUUGUAGAGAACUGGCAGGGCAACCCCAUCCAGAAGGAGUCACUACGUGUCUUCUUCCUGGUGCUGCAGGUGACCCACUACCUGGAUGCUGGGCAGGUGAAGAGCGUCAAGCCGUGCCUGAAGCAGCUGCAGCAGUGCAUUCAGACCAUCUCCACACUACAUGAUGAUGAAAUCCUGCCCAGCAACCCUGCUGACCUCUUCCACUGGCUGCCCAAGGAGCACAUGUGUGUGCUCGUCUACCUGGUCACAGUGAUGCAUUCGAUGCAGGCUGGUUACCUGGAGAAGGCACAGAAGUACACAGACAAGGCGCUCAUGCAGUUGGAGAAGCUUAAGAUGCUGGACUGCAGCCCUAUCCUGUCGUCUUUCCAAGUGAUCCUGCUGGAGCAUAUCAUCAUGUGCCGGCUUGUCACAGGCCACAAGGCCACUGCACUACAGGAGAUCUCCCAGGUCUGCCAGCUAUGCCAGCAGUCCCCUAGGCUCUUCUCCAACCAUGCUGCCCAGUUGCACACACUGUUGGGCCUGUAUUGUGUCUCCGUGAACUGCAUGGAUAAUGCUGAAGCCCAAUUUACCACAGCCCUUCGGCUCACCAACCACCAGGAGUUGUGGGCCUUCAUCGUGACCAACCUUGCGAGUGUGUAUAUACGAGAAGGAAAUAGACACCAAGAGGUACUGUACAGUUUGCUUGAGAGGAUAAACCCGGACCACAGCUUCCCGGUCAGCUCACACUGCCUCCGAGCAGCAGCCUUCUACGUGCGAGGGCUCUUCUCCUUCUUCCAGGGCCGCUACAACGAAGCCAAGCGGUUUCUUCGAGAAACUCUGAAGAUGUCAAAUGCAGAGGACCUGAACCGCCUCACAGCCUGCUCCCUUGUGCUGCUGGGUCACAUCUUCUAUGUGUUGGGAAAUCACAGGGAGAGUAACAACAUGGUGGUACCUGCCAUGCAGCUGGCCAGCAAGAUCCCAGACAUGUCUGUGCAGCUGUGGUCAUCUGCCCUCCUGAGAGACCUAAACAAGGCAUGUGGGAACGCCAUGGAUGCCCAUGAAGCCGCACAGAUGCACCAGAACUUCUCACAGCAGCUGCUGCAGGACCACAUCGAGGCCUGUAGCCUCCCAGAGCACAACCUCAUUACGUGGACAGAUGGCCCACCCCCUGUGCAGUUCCAAGCUCAGAAUGGACCCAACACCAGCCUGGCCAGCCUUCUGUGAGGCCUGUGUCCGCAACUUGGACCCAACACUGGAGCUCUCUGGGAACAAAACCACCAGGGUGCCCACCAGUCCCUCACCAUUGUCCAGAGCUAAGUCCUAAGAGUGCUGAAGCCAUCAUCUGCCUCUGAGGGUGACAGCCAAUUGCACCUGUUCCAGGACUCAGUGCCAUCUAUUGAAGGGACUGAUGGCCUAAUCUGUGUCUGGGUGUCACCUGAGAAGAACAGGGUGACAAUGUGUGUAGGGGCAUCAUCUGAGUGCUCAACCGAACCUAAGUGCAGCUGCACAAAGUGGCCUCCAACCCAGGGCAAGCUGAGGGGAGAGUAAUGGCUCUCACUUUCCUCGGUCUGCUGUUCUUCCAGUGUCCCUGCACUCAGGGACUUCUGAGGACCUGGAAGUCAGACUCUUAAUCUGAGUGGUCCUCCAAGGUGACCCAGUGCAGGGGAGGAGUUUGGGAAGAGGUGUACAUACGCAGUUGAUGAGGCUGAGACUUCGUGUGCCCUUAAGAAGCUCCUUGCUCAUAUUCAGCAGCACGUCUUGGCCCAGCCUAAGCAUCAGGCAGAAGUCCCAUUGGACCUGAAUGAGAGGGUUCCUUCCUGGCAGCUAUUUAGCUUUCCCAUGGAGGACAGUUAUGGGACCAGCUCAGCUCCUCUUGGCUUGAUAGCUGCCCUAAGGGUGACAAUAAUGGGGGGGUACGGGGCACAGUGGUUCCUGCCAGCUCAUGGUAUCUAGGCAGGUGCUCACCAAGCAAUGUGAAGACCACUUCUCAGAGCUUUGGAAGCCAUGACUGAAGGGACGAAGCUCCAAGACCUUCAUGGACAUCCUUUCUGAGCCAUGUGGCAGAGACUGCCCAUGGCCAGGUGCUCCCAACCCUUCUGUCUUCCUCUAGCCCUUGGGUCCCAGGGACCUACCCUCAAUACCUGCAUCACAGCCCUGCUUAUUUAUUUAAGCUUUUUUUUUUUUUUUUUGCUUCUAGGGCAUUUUGUACAUACAGCAAUUCAAACAAGGACCUCUCGACUUGCCAUCUGUCCUGAUGUUAGAGUGCUUUUAGUGUCCAUAUCUCAGGCAUGUGAAAACUAAGCACAGGGUCACGACAAACUCCAUAGUCUAUGUUGAGUUUCCACCUACAUGACCCCACCACAGUGUCCAACAGCUAAAGAUUGAGGGGAAAUCCCAGAUGGGCUAGCACAAAGAGGUAUUAUAACCCAGGAGUUACUAAGAGCCAGCCCUGAGCCAGGCUAACUGUAGCCCUAUAUGAGCCCUUAAGCCACAGGUGACACUCUGAGUGAAGGAAGGCAUGUCAUCUAUUGAGAGGGUUGGUUUGUUUUCAUAAACAUGGGUGGCUUUGCCUGGUUUUAGCAGCCUUUUAAUCGGGAACUGUAAGCUGAGAUCUGUGAGAAGUCUGUUUGCUGGUCUCUCCCUUUAGGACCACUAUUCCCCCAGUCUUUUCAUUUCCCUCCCUCCAGCCUUGCCAGCAGCCCCUCUACUAUAGACUGAAGCCCUGAGGCAGAGGCAUAGCCCCUUCAUCAACUCAGCCUGGUAGGAAGCUGGUCCACAGCCCCUUUUUCUGUUUGAUUUUAGCUGGAUAUUGAUUGCUUGUUUGUUGUUUUUUGCUUCUUUUGAAGACACUGGUGCCACGCCUCAGCCUCCAAGCACCUGGCUCUUAGAUUUUGGCUGUGGGGUUUUGAUUGGAAGGGGCAGUGUUUAGAGCUUUUGUUUCUUAAGAUAGUAUCUCUUGUUCAUGGAUGACCUUGAGCUCUUGAUUCUCCUGCCUCCACCACCCUAGUCCUGGGAUGAUGGGCAUGUGCCAUAGUGCUGGCUUUACCUGGUGCUGCUAGCCUAGCAUUCUGCCAGCUGAGCCAUAGCUUUAUCCUGUGAUCCUAUCUUGAUGCAAUAUUUGGUUUGGACCUUCUGUGAAGGGUGUUAUACCCUGCAGUUUCAGCAUACAAGCCCCUAGACACGCUUGCUCCUGUACCCAGGUGCAACGCAGAAACCAGCUGGACAUGGUGGCUCACACCUGUCACACCUGGAAGGCUAAGAACACUCCCAAGUUACAUGCCAGUAAGGGUUACACAGUGAAAUAUGAAUAACCCAGUAAAGGAGAGCCUGGUCCAGCCCUUGUGCUCCUGGGUAGGGAAGGCUCUUUGCUUUUCCAUGGGUUAGUUGACUCUUGACUGCAGGUGAAAUCCAUAUAAAAUUAGACAGGUUUAAAAAAAAAACAAAACAAAAAAGCCGGGCGUGGUGGCGCACGCCUUUAAUCCCAGCACUUGGGAGGCAGAGGCAGGUGAAUUUCUGAGUUCAAGGCCAGCCUGGUCUACAGAGUGAGUUCCAGGACAGCCAGGGCUAUACAGAGAAACCCUGUCUCAAAAAACAAAAAAAAAAAUAAUUAGACAGGUUUUACUGAUAGGUGGUUGACUUAAAUUUGACAGACUUUAACUGUCUAUCCCUGGCUGAUCUUGUAUUGUAGCUGCUGUUCCCCAAAUCUCACCCAAGGUUAUAUAGUGUGAGCUACCACUGUAGGAUUAGACUGGGUUUGUUUGUUUGUUUUGCUUUUUGUGGCUUGGUUUCUGGAUCUCCACUGGCUUACAUAGGAAAUUCUUACAUUUCAACCCCAAGUUUCUGAGACCGUAGGUAGCACUCCACCAUGCCAUCUCUUCAGCCACUUGUUUGUAGUUUUGUACUUUGUUGGGGGUGGAACCAAGCUCUUGUGCACAGCAAACACACCUCUCAAACUGAACUAUACUGCAGGUGUUCCUAAAUUCAAGACCCCAGUGCUCAAGACUCAAGGGAGGAGCAUCCACUGCCUUCGGUAUGCCAUUGUGUGCCUAAGCACUGACCUUUCCGAAAGGAUUCAGAGUCCAGCUAUGUGUCUCAUCCCCCACACCUGGGCAUCUCUGCCUUCCAGAGUCUGCUUAAGCUAGAUUUCAGGUAGAGUCCACUCCUUCCUUUGUCAACUUGAAGGCUCUAUCGUCAGAACAAGCCUGGUCCUACCUCACCAACCCUGGAUGGUGGGGUUUGGAGCAAGUGAGGUAGAUGAGUCCUGGGGCUUUGCUGGUUGUUACCUCCUAUGACAGCAGGUGUCCCAUCUGGAAAGUUGAGUCUGUCGUCAGCCUGUGCUAAGCUGGCUGGGCACACAAAGCUUCUCAUGAGAGUGGUCUACCAUCCCAAAUAGCAAAAACGCCCCACAGCCAGGCAAGGUGGCAUGUAUCUGUGAUCCCAGCAAUGAAGAGGUAAAGAUCAGGAGUUAAGGGUCAUCCUCAUGCUAGCCUGGGCUACAGGACCUUGUUUUUGAAAAAAUAAAACAGGAGCUGGAGAAAUGGGUCAGCAGUUUAUAGAGGCCCAAGUUCAGUUCCCAGCACCCUUGUCAGGCAGCUAACAGCCCAUCUGUAACUCCAGCUCUGGGGGUCUGACAACCCUCUUCUGGCAUCUACACAUACCUGAACACUUAGAGCAUUUACAAAUAAUUAAAAAGAAAAAAAAAUGUCAGGUAGGAGUUGGCAAGAUGGUUCAGAGGGUAAAAAGAAAAGCCAGUCAUGAUGUUUUAGGUUUGUAAUUCCAGCAAUUGACAUGGAGACAGGUGGUCUCUGAGGCUCACUGGCCAGUUAGCCUAAGCAAAGUAAAUGGUACCUAAAAGAACACAUAAGGUUCCCCUCUGGCCCUGACAUGCUUUUGUACACAUGAACAUGCACAAAAAACCUGAGUGUCAACCAGCUCUAAAGAUUUUUGAUCUUCAAGAUGAAUCCAUUGAACCUAGGUGUUUAAAUAGUGUAUCAGAAGUGUAAACUAAGGCCAUAACUGCUCCAAAGUAUGGUUGAAGGGAAGGUUUUUGUUGUAGAUAAUAAGGGAGAGUGCAGCCAGAGGCAUCUGGAAGAGUCCAGAACAGGGAGAAAGAGAAGUAGAUGGGACAUGGCCAGCAGACUGGCUUUGUCCAUGAGAUGAGUGGGUCGAGGAAGAGGAGAUGAUCAAGAGAGGAAGACCAAAGAUGACCAAGCACACAAAUACUCAAAAGUGACAGGUUUAUAAGGGACUAAGAUGCUAGGGAGGGAAGCCCAUGUGCAAGAGAAGGGUAGGGGUGGGUGGGAGAGACAUGGGCAAUUAGAACCCAGGAAACCUGAAGCACAGAACUCACUAAGAAGCAGCACAGAUUUGUCCUCACUUUCUUUUGGGUCUGGCAGGCAGAGUGCCAUUUGGCUUUAAUCCCUACACUCAAAGGCAGGCAGAACAGUGAUUUGGAGGCUAGCCUGGUCUACAUAGUUGCAGGUGAGUCAGAAACCCUAUUCCCUAAAACAACAACAACAAAAGAGGGGGCAGGGGUCUGUUCUGAAUGUCACCCAAGGCUAGGUUCCCCACUGUGGUGAAGUGCACUCUGGCCAUCCUCCUCUGGGUGUUCUCCCAUGAGGCCUGGGAUAUUCUACAUUGGCCACCAGAGGGUCAGAACAAACCCAGGAGUCCAGGACAGCUAGGCAUGUCCCUACUAAAUAGAGACACUGGAGGCCUCAUCCUGGAGUCCGAGUAGCCAGACUGAAGGGUUAGAAAGGCACAGAAUUGAAGUGUUUAAACUGAUCCACUUGUAACUCCAGUACCCAUGGAGCCAAUGUUCUGGUGUCUAUGGGUAUGCUUGUGGUACACAGACAUACAUGUGAAUAAAACAUACAUACAUGCACACAUACAUACACUUUUUCGAAGCAGUGUGAAGUUUCUUUGGGAAGCAAGUUGUGUCUGAUGGUAUGUUCUGGGUCAGACAUGUGAAGGAGUGUUUUCCUGAAGGGGACACAGGUGAAAGGAUGUUUUGCUAAAGCAAAUAUGAAAGGACGCAUGGAGGUAGGGAGCCAACAGACCAUGGACUAUGCUGGAUGGUAUCAGUACACUUUGCUAUUCCUUAAACAUCGUUUGUUGUGACUUCAUAACCAAGAAUAUUCUGGUGAUGUUCUGGUGGCUUCUGUUUCCUCAGACUUGAGCUGAUUGAUGUCAGCUGGUACAGACUCCUAUGGAGUUUUGCUGAGGUACCAACCAUGGGAGAGCACAAGAUGUUUGGAGAGAGAAUAAAAAUGACUCAACUGGACAGUGACUGGAGUUCGGGAGGUGGGGCUUGCAUAGCUAGCUUUGCAACACUUUGUUGGUCUCAUGCUUCUUUGAUCUUAACUUUGUUGAGAGGCACAGCAGAGAACCUUUGGUAUCCCUGCUGUUCCUGGUCACUCUUACUGACUCCUGCCAGUUCAGCUGAGGACUGGCUAUUUCUGCUAGGCUGUGCCACCACUGCUGAUUCAUGUUUGCAAUCUUGAUUCUACUGAACUGGACUGCUGGUAUGUAUCCUGACAAGCAGAAGGGAUUUGCUCCAAAGAACUAUUUCUAAACAGGUCCACUUCCCUGAUAUCCUAAUAACCUUUCCUUUCUACUACCUCUGGUGGGCUAGAAGGAAGGUUAAAGCAUUUAAGAACCCUUAUUAAAAGUAGGUUUUGAAAAAACUAAGCCUACACAGUGUUCUGUGUGGUCUGGCUGUCCUGAAACCAGACUGGCCUGGAACUCAGAAAUCCACCUGCUUUUGCCUCUUCAGCCAUGGGAUUAAAGGUAUAUGGCAACAAGUUUAAAAAGAAAAAGGAAAUCUUGAAGGACAUGGAAAUCUUGAAGGACAUGCGAAGGGAAAGGAACCUGUUACUCUGGAAUCUGAUUGAACCCUUUUCCUAGUAGACAAGCAAGAAUUCCAGUCCAAUUACUAUGAGCUUACCCCUUCCUUCCUUCCCAGUUACAAUCUGGAAUUUCCCCAGAAUCUCAUUUACAGGGAAUGGGCAUGUAUAUGUACUGUUUUAUACUCCCAUUCAACGUUUCUGCAGAGCCACCUCACUAUCUCGAGAAGGAGCCUGUAAGAGCUUGGUGGAUCAAAGUACUUACAACACCACCCCCCUGAAUUCAGUCCCUCUGACCCACAAGGUGCAGGAAGGAGACUGAUUCCUGCAAUGUGUUACCUGACCUCUGUGCACUGUGUGGCAGGCACACAUCAAAAUAAUAAUGAAGCUGGGCGUGGUGGCGCACGCCUUUAAUCCCAGCACUCUGGAGGCGGAGGCAGAGGCAGGCAGAUUUCUGAGUUCGAGGCCAGCCUGGUCUACAGAGUUCCAGGACAGCCAGGGCUACACAGAGAAACCCUGUCUCCAAACACCAAAAUAAAAUAAAUGAAUAGAUAAUAAAUAAAGAGGGUUUUUGUUUGUUUUUUCUUUUUCUUCAAACAGCCUUACCAUGUAACCCUGGCUGGCCUGAAACUCACAAAAUUUCCCUGCCUGUGUUUCCUCAAUAGUGGUGUUUAAGGUGUGUGCCACCAUGCCCAGCAUUAAAGAUCUAUUUUUAUUUA
This is a messenger RNA of Mus musculus (house mouse), 8344 nucleotides long. It is a transcript of the gene Mau2, whose product is annotated as MAU2 sister chromatid cohesion factor. Gene Ontology annotation, cellular component: nucleus; chromosome; chromatin. The coding region runs from base 49 to 2004 and encodes 651 amino acids. Lineage: Eukaryota; Metazoa; Chordata; Mammalia; Rodentia; Muridae. The transcript has 20 exons. The record is from RefSeq and is a predicted model, not a curated record. Gene Ontology annotation, biological process: mitotic sister chromatid cohesion.